GCCGAAGACAAUCCAACACAACAUCGAGUCACUAUAUACCGACAUUACCGUCGUCCGUCCACAAGACUUGAGCACAUCAUCGAUAGUUACGGGUGUAUUCGUGUUCCUUGAAACCGAGAAUCAUGCAGCCAACUGGAGUCGCGUCAGUGUGCUUACUGUUGCUGGCGGGCAGAGCGGUGGGACACGCGAUCGGCGAGAAUCGCGCGGACUACGAAGACGCUGGAAUCGCUGCAGCGGACCGCAAGAGAGACGCCUCGCAGCAGCCGAGGGUUUUGGACAUGGAGUCGAUAUUUGCGGGUUUCGCCAAGUCGAUGAUCAGCAGGACUGGAGCUACCAGUAGUCAAAUGCUCAGCCUAAACAUGUCCAACGUGGUGCUGAUGCUGGUUCUCAAGGGACUCAUCUGGGGAGCGUCGUACAUGCAGGGGAACGGUGGCAAAAGUCGGAAGGACGGACCGGAUGCGGCGGGCUUGGGGACCGGAUUCGUGGCGAACAUGGUCACUGAGACGGAUUUGCUGUUGUUCCUUGGAUAUUUGGUGGCCGAUGAGUCAGGUCGUUACGACUGCUUGAACCGAGUGGCGUGUGAGCAACCGGCCAGGGCGGAGAGCUACCUGAAAAGCGCCGAAAUGGUGUGGAAAACUGCGAAAUUAUUGGAACCUGUGGUGCCGAUAGACGUGAAAUACGAGCAAAUGUUGAUCAAGUUGCAAGAAGCCAUUGAAGACGGUAGGGCGGACGGAGAUUGUCAGGCCAAAUACAAAUGUUCCGAUUCCACCAGCACCGAAGAUAACUUUAACCUGAUUUAAAGCGUAAAGAAAUUAAGUGACAUCGUAGGUACAUCAUAGUUUUUUUUUUUGUUUAAUAUAUAUUUUGACCAAACGAAAACGCCAUGCGCAAUCAUUCUAUGUAUUCGAUUGUUAUUAUUGCUUAUUUUAUUCACACAAUAACGCACGUACAAUAUAGUAGUAAAUAAUAAUAUUUGAUACUACUAUAAAUUGUUUUUUUUUUUCAAAAAUCUUUCGUGUUAAUUCAAUCUACCUAUAAUAAUCGUAUAUUAUUUAUGCUAUUUGAUGAACAUGACCUCAUUCAAAAUAAAAAUGUUAUUAUAUCUGCUCUUUAAUUUCUAUCACAGACCAUAACGAUUAAUGUAUACCAACUAUUGUAACUACUAGUUUCAUUAAUUUGAUUCAUCAUAUCCAAAUGACCUAUAUAAAAGUACUAUAUUUGAA
This is a messenger RNA of Myzus persicae (green peach aphid), 1223 nucleotides long. RefSeq lists its product as uncharacterized. Lineage: Eukaryota; Metazoa; Arthropoda; Insecta; Hemiptera; Aphididae. Bases 123 to 800 code for a protein of 225 amino acids. The transcript has 4 exons. The record is from RefSeq and is a predicted model, not a curated record.